AUACAUGUGUGGUGUAAGGAGCAUAUAUACCGGCAAGCCUCCGGCGUGGUGGGUGCCCCUGCCCCAAGGCUACAGGACACCCGCAGGGCUUGGCUGUGGCAGGGGCUCCCGCUCCCCGAGAACGGUCGGUGCCGGCCGGACUCGCCCGGGACCCAGGCCCGUGGGACGCUCGGUGGGACCUGCUCCCGGGAGUUCGGCGCGGGGAGCCCAGGGAGCCGCUGAAGCCUCCCGGGGCUGCGACGGCUCCGGGAGCGGCCUCUUCCCGGGAGGUCCCCGCCUGGGUCCCCGAGGGUCGGGCGCGCCCCGCACACCUCCCCGCGCUCCCGGCCGCGGUCUCGGCGCGGGGGUGGCGCGGGCGCGGCGCUGCGGCGGGGCCGCGCUUGCCAGCGGCCGGGAGGCAGCGCCGCCGCUCCCGCUCCCGCUGCCGCUCCGCAACUUUCAGGCAAACACCGCCCCCUCGCCCUCGUCCCCCCGCCGGCGGCUGGGCACAGAGGAAAACGUUAGUGCACAAUGCUGAAAUUGGUGAUCUGGUCGCUGAGCGUAAGAACAAAGUGAACAGCUGCACCUUCACCAAAGCAACCACCUGCAUUCUUUUUCUCCUCUGGAAUGGACAAUGGGAUGG
Pipra filicauda (Wire-tailed manakin) is the source of this 622-nucleotide messenger RNA. Its product is annotated as translation initiation factor IF-2-like. The record is from RefSeq and is a predicted model, not a curated record. Bases 5 to 517 code for a protein of 170 amino acids. NCBI's taxonomy places the organism in Eukaryota, Metazoa, Chordata, Aves, Passeriformes, Pipridae. The transcript is spliced from 3 exons.